Miniopterus natalensis is the source of this 2602-nucleotide messenger RNA. Lineage: Eukaryota; Metazoa; Chordata; Mammalia; Chiroptera; Miniopteridae. The record is from RefSeq and is a predicted model, not a curated record.
CCCCUCCUCUUUGGGGGACAGUGGGUGACGGUGCGAGCGUCAGCGGUGCGCUUCUGAGCCCUCAAAGCUCUGACGACUGGCGGCUAGUUCCUGGAGGUUCCUCCCGGCAGGUGAGGAGCCGCACUGGAUAUCAAUGGAUAUUAUAAAGGGGAACUUGGAUGGAAUUUCAAAACCAGCCUCAAAUUCAAGAGCACGUUCUGGGAGCAGAUGUUCAACGGCUUCUUUGGAGGUGCUCUCACCAGAGCCAGUCUUCUUCAAGAUUGACACUGCAAUCAAGUUGAACUCUGAUAAAGAGCGCCACUCAGAAAGUAGUAAUACAGAGGAAAGUAGAGACAGUAAUGAUGAUAAAGGGGAAAACUCUGAGAAUAUAGGACUGGCUGAAGAGGGGUCACAUGAAGAUUUGAACUUGGUUCAACAUCAGAUCGUCUCUAAAUGUUCAGAUGAACCCAAAUUAAAAGAAUUAGAUUCUCAACUUCAAGAUGCUAUUCAGAAAAUGAACAGGCUUGAUAAAGUGCUGGUGAAGAGACAAAACAGAGAAAAAGAAGUUAAGAAGCAAGGCCUAGAAAUGAGAAUCAAGCUGUGGGAAGACCUCAAGUCUGCAAAAAAUAGUGAGGCUUUGCCAAGUAAGGAGGAAAUGGAAAAUACAAAGAAGUUUCUAGCUUUGACUGCUGUAUCAGAACAAACUGUUGAUCCUUCUCACUAUGAGCGUGAAGACACCUGUAUCUCAGUGUUUCAUACUCAGGUCCCUCCAGAAGACUAUGAAAACCAUAUACAGUGUGUCAAUCAAGAUUUUACCUGUGAUGUGGAAAGAAAUGAGUCACUGAUCAAAGCAGAAAAGAGACCUUUCUCAAAUACAGAAAAGAUUGAGCUCAGGGGUAAACACAGCCAGGAUUUUAUUAAGCGAAAUAUUGAGUUGGCCAAGAAUUCAGGAAAACUAGAGGUUCUGGUUGACAGAGAGAAGAAGAGGCUGAUGGAACUUUUGAAGGACUUAGAUGACAGAGAUUCUGGGUUGUCCAGUUCCGAGGGCGAUCAGUCUGGCUGGCUGGUUCCAGGGGAAGGCUACACACUUGCAGUCACUCAGCAUCAGCAGCUUGCCGAAAUUGACACAAAACUCCAAGAACUCUCUGCUGCCUCCCCAACAAUGUCCAGCUUUUCUCCAAGUCUUGAACAUCAGACUGACCAGGAACAUGACCUUAAUGAUGAUGAUAGAAAUAUGGAAAUAACUCCAGGGGAAAAGGCACUUCGGAACACCAAAGAGCAACGGGAUCAGCAAAAUCGGCUGAGAGAGAUAGAUGAAAAGCUGAGAAAGCUGAAGGAAAAUGUGUUAGAUUCAACAUCACUUCUCUCUGAGGACCAGUUAAGGAGUCUUCUGGAUGAGUGCACAUCCAAACGAAAAACCACAACUGGACUUUCUUCAGAAAGAGAAAAGAAAGAUGUUGAGGAUGUAACACCUGAGUCCCCCCAGCUUUCCGGAUCUGUCCUCUCUGAGUUAAUAAUUGAGUCAGAAACAAAGGCCGAAUGCACAGAGGUGGGAGGUGCAACUAUGCCCGAGAAUGCAGAGUGUGACACAUCCAGGGGCUACUAUCUCAGCAAAGCCCUGACUGGACAUUAUGUGUCACAGGCUCUUGUCAUUGAAGCCGAGAAUAUGAAAUGCCUCCAGUUUCCCAAGGACGAGGUUAUUAGUGACAUAGAGGACUAUUUUAUGUCGAAGACCCUUGGCAUUGGAAGACUGAGAAGGCCUUCUUUUUUGGAUGAUCCACUGUACGGCAUCGAUGUGAGCCUUUUAUCUGAAGACCAACAUCUGAAACUCAGCCCUUCAGAGAAACCAAAAACUGAUGAACAGGAGACCGAAGAUGUGGCGGAAGAAUGUAAAGAAUCUUAAGCAAAGACCUGCUGGGAUAUGCUUUAAGAAAGUUGGUAAACUAAGUUAAAUUAUACCUUUUCUGAUUCUUUGAAUUCAACAGACCAUUCCUCAAAUAAUGAUUUUAAUAUUUGGACACUCUCUUUCUGGAAUGCAUUUCUUUGAUAGUUUUGAGACUUGCGGUAUUAUGGUUUUCUUUAUUGAAAUUCCUGGGAAAAUUGUUUUUUAUUGCUAAUCUCUCAACAUCGGGGAUACAUUAUAGAAACCAACAUUUUUUUGUAUAUGUGCUGUUUUAAAACUAGUCGACGUACUGAUUGUUCUAUAUUUGAUUUUAUGUGUUACAACCUUAACUGUGAUUCAGGCAGAUUUAAUCACUAUGAAUGUUUGUUUUUGGCCCGGACUUUCCUUCUUUCCUCCAAUCUAAUGCCUGUUAAGUACAACUUGCCAUAGGAAUAAAUGAAUUUGCUCAACAGAGCAAUGCUAAGGUAGGCUUGACUAUCUUAUUAGCAAUGAUACUUUUCUCUAGCAGGAGUUUGAAUUAUUUGAUAUAUUACUUUAAGUUUGUUAUCUUUUAGAGUUUAUCUUUUAGAAUGCAGCAAAUAAAGAUCAGCUACUUUAAAAAUACCUCAUGAUUCUAUUAUAAGAGAGAGAGUAUGUCUAGUUACAAGUCAGUAACCUGGAUUCAUGAGAAAAUUUCAUGCCAACACUCCAUAGGACGAAUUGGUGUUAGAACCAGAAGUC